AUGGAUGGUAUGAUGGACGGAGUGGUGAGUGGUGGAGUGAUGAACGGAGUGGUGAGUGGUGGAGUGAUGAACGGAGUGAUGAGUGGUGGAGUGAUGAACGGGGUGAUGGACGGAGUUGUGUCAGAUCCUGAGGACUCGUCGGUCGGUAACAGCGGUCUACGGUCCUCGCCUUGCGCAGAGGACGAUCUCUCUAUAAGAGCGAACUGCGAGAAAAGCUUCGGAAUUCAACGCACGUCUCGUUCAAAACGGUUGUCUGCUGGACUGCUCUUCCGCAGCAACGCGUGCGGUAACGGAGUGUGCAGUAAAGGGGACAGCGGCAACGUAUGCGGCAGCAAUGGCUGUGGUGUGUGCGGCGACAACGGGACGUCCUAUCUAACCCGGAAGUUGCAGCAGGAACGGCUGCGGUACAAAAACCAGAGGGACUUGCGCCAAGGGGGUUACGCGCGAUUAACCGUCUCUACCCGAAGUCCAGUUGUCCGGAGCCCCGUUACGGCACCGCCCGUACUGCUAGAGCCUCUGCCCCAAUCCGUAAGCGUACCCGGCAUGGACGACCCCGUCAUGAACGGCCCCGUCAUGGAUUGCCACGGCCGGUUAACAUGCCGCCCACUUCCUCCUAUUGAGCUUGAACCUACCCGCGUCGCCAUUGAACAUAGCGCCCCGUCUGCCGUCAGGUCCGAGUUCGCAAGGUCCGACUUUACAAGGCCAGAGUUUACGAGUGCCAUGGAGCCACCAGGCUUAUCGGGCUUGGCGCCUUCGGGUCGCAGCGAAAUUCAAGUCCCCGCGGGGCGCCAGGCGCUGCGCUACCUGUGCCCAUUUGGCGACCGUGCAUGGAGGGACGGGUCGCGGUUGCGGCGGUCCGCAACGACUGACGGAGCCAGGCUAGCGGAGGCGGAGCAGACGCUCCACCACCCAUGCACCCAAGUUUUCCUGUCCGCCGGCGACCCCUCGUCGGAAGACAUGGAGACAUUCUCGUCAGAGUGCUUGGAGGAAGAGCUGGAGGAGACCGGCAUCGGUGACUGGAGACGUGACCCUGAUACGAAACACCUAAAAAUGGCUCCGAGGGACAAGGCAUUGUGGGAUGAGAUUCAAGAAAGGUCAGUGGCUGCUUGGCAAGCGGCUAUCCCUCCUCUGAGUUCGGAGGCGCAGUCGCAAGAUCGAAAGCAUUAUGCAGAUCGGAAACACUGUACUUCGUCCUCGCGGGCCGUGCAAUCUUCUUCUUUCUCACGUGCACAGAAGCGCGCUCGUAGAAAUAUGAACAGCUAG
Molecule: messenger RNA, 1263 nt
Organism: Gregarina niphandrodes
Lineage: Eukaryota; Apicomplexa; Conoidasida; Eugregarinorida; Gregarinidae
Exons: 1
Coding region: 1-1263 (420 amino acids)
Source: RefSeq, a predicted model, not a curated record